AUGGUGCCCAGUGGCCCAGCUGGCAAUCGCCCGACACAGAACGAGGAAGUGACAGAACCCAAAGAACUUAGCGGCCCUAAACGGCUUGCAUCAUCACUGUCUAAUAUCACUUCUCGCCUUUCUACUGCUACAGGGGGCUGGGGCAAAUGGUUGCUUAACUCCGCCUCAGACAUAGUCGCGGAAAUCGGCGCCGAAUCCGAAGAGGCCAAGAAUGACCUCAAGGAGUUUUGUCAAACAAUUGUCUCAGACUCGACGGCUUGGAUACGAAGACACACAGGGAGCUGCCCUACUGAUGAAUCUUCUGUCCAGCCCCCCCCUAAUGAUGCCAACAGCAGUCGCACGGGAGACGACGGCAGCCAUAGCAGCAGUGCCACCGACAGCAGCACAAACACUGUUACAAGCCGCCACAACGACGAGCAUAGCAGUAGCAGCAGUUGUUCCGGCACACCUUCUUUAGAUGACACUAUCACUCACGCGGGCAGAACAGCGACCUCUCCUCCGUCACCUCUUCACUCAUCCUCUGCGCAAACUGAUCAUAGCGCGGAAAGUCCCCCAAAGGAAGUCAAUUUGUUUAUUUUGGAAAAAACCAAAGAGCCGUCUUUGCCUAUUUGGAUGACCGAUCCAGCAUUUAAACGCCGCUUUCGGUGUAUAGCAACGUCAGAUGAAUCUUUCACUUCGGAUCCGCUGCCCGCCUUUCCCAGUAGCAGUGCGAACAACACGCAGCAGCAUCAACAAAAGCAGCAGGAGCCUGCAUGCGAGGAACCCACUUGUGGGUCAGCAGUUUGCGCAACUGACGGCAACGAUGAUGCAGGGCCAUCUGAGGCAGAAAUAAAGGAGUACAUGAAGGAUCCUUAUGUCGCCGCAGCUCGACAAAGACUUGUCCCUGAGAAAGUAACCGAGGAAUUGUUCUGGCGACGGUUUCACGCCCGUGUCCGGCACAUGGUGGAACAGGAAGAACAACUGUCUGUACACCUCAGCAAACUAAAAACACCAACAAAGGCCGUAGACGACUCAGAAAGCGAAGAGGACAUAUCGUGGGAAGAUCUUGGCGACGAUUAG
Molecule: messenger RNA, 1059 nt
Organism: Eimeria mitis
Lineage: Eukaryota; Apicomplexa; Conoidasida; Eucoccidiorida; Eimeriidae
Exons: 5
Coding region: 1-1059 (352 amino acids)
Source: RefSeq, a predicted model, not a curated record